Molecule: messenger RNA, 1205 nt
Organism: Aedes aegypti (yellow fever mosquito)
Lineage: Eukaryota; Metazoa; Arthropoda; Insecta; Diptera; Culicidae
Gene: holn1
Product: CD2 antigen cytoplasmic tail-binding protein 2 homolog
Exons: 2
Coding region: 138-1175 (345 amino acids)
Cellular component (GO): U5 snRNP
Molecular function (GO): protein binding
Source: RefSeq, a predicted model, not a curated record
CGGUCAAUCUGUCACCAGUCCAAGCAAGUUUUCUGCACGACGCGUCGUGUUGUUUAUUUUUUGUACGUUUCGGAAAUAAUUUCGGUCGAUUUUGCAACAUAAAAACAUCUUAAUUCCGAGUGAAAAGCGGCAAAAAAAUGUCCAAACGCACCGCUUCGGAAGUUGCCGAAGAGGACAACUACCUGGACGAUCUGGUAAGGGAUAAGCAGAGCAAUCGGCCGUCCACCAGCAAACAUACGCUCGAUUCGGACGAAGAGGACAGCGGCGAGGAUGAGGCUCAAUACAAUGUUCUGGACGGGAACGAUAUCGAAGGCGAGGAGGAUGGCAUUUCCCGAGUGGACGAUGAAGUUAAAAUCACCCCUUUCAAUAUGAAGGAGGAAAUGGAGGAGGGACAUUUCGAUGCGGAUGGGCACUAUUUGUGGAAGAAAGGAGCGGAAAUUCGAGAUAAUUGGUUGGAUAAUAUAGAUUGGGUCAAAAUUAAGAAUGACCCAAACUAUAAGGAGAAAAAAGAGGACGAGUUGAGAGGACUGGCAGACUCGGACUCGGAUGAUGAGGAAGACGAGAAAGCUAAAGGAUUUGAUUCCUCAAAAACCUAUCAAAAUAUUCUCGAUAUGAUGGAACCGAAAGAAACUAUAAAGAAGGCUCUUCAAAGGAUUGGCAAAAAGACGGCAAAGUUAACCACCGCACAGCGUUGGAAGAUGAAAAAGGCCGGUACUUUGGAUGAUUCAAGCGAGAAGGUUACGCGUUUGACCGAACUGGCCAAUGAAAUUCUCACGCGGGAAGGCAACAUGGACAUUUACGAUGAAACCUACGAGAUGAUACAGAAAAAGGUCAACGAUUCCAAGCCGGUUCCGGAGGAUGAGCUGGACAUGUAUGCCGACGACUUCGACAGUAAGGAGAAGAGCAAACUAAAGGAUGAUGAUCCUAAGGAUUCUUCAGGUGUCGAUCAGCCUUCCACAUCCACCAGUCAGGAACGGGAAGAAAAGCCCCUGCUUAUGUGGGAGUACAAAGAACAGCAAGAGGCAGAUCAAAUCCAUGGCCCGUUCAGUACCGAGCAGAUGCAAAAGUACGCCGAUGAAGGGCGGUUUAGUAGCGGUGCGUUUGUAAGAAAGGUAGGUGCCGAGGAUUCUCGCUUUUACUCUGCUGCCAGAAUUGAUUUCGAUCUGUAUUUGUAAGCGCGAAAAUACAGCUCAUUCAAAACUGUA